Chelonus insularis is the source of this 1260-nucleotide messenger RNA. RefSeq names its product uridine phosphorylase 1-like. The transcript is spliced from 6 exons. Gene Ontology annotation, cellular component: cytoplasm; cytosol. Gene Ontology annotation, molecular function: uridine phosphorylase activity. Gene Ontology annotation, biological process: uridine catabolic process; nucleotide catabolic process. The coding region runs from base 206 to 1180 and encodes 324 amino acids. Lineage: Eukaryota; Metazoa; Arthropoda; Insecta; Hymenoptera; Braconidae. The record is from RefSeq and is a predicted model, not a curated record.
GGAGGAAACACAUUCUAUUAGAGUCUAAAAAUUAACUCCUAUGUGUGUAGUCUUUCCCUAUUUAUUUUUCUUCAUCUUUUAUUAAACUAAUUAUAUUCAAUUGUCUACUUAAAAUUUAUAACGAAAAUAAUGAUAUUUUUGUAAAUUCGUAUCAGUUAUCGAAUUGAUUGAUUAUUUUUUUGAAGUUAUUAUUAAAAUAACAAUAAUGUCUACUUGUGCACGUAAAAAUAUCUCAUCUGAAGACAUGAAAGAUCAUGAAAGUGUGAAUAAAAAUAAUGGAUCAAUUCAAUUGAAAAAUCCACAUAUAGAGCGAAUGGAUCAAGAUUAUCUCUACCACCUUGCUUUAGGAACUGCAACUCAUGAUCUUGUGGAGAUGUUCAAAGAUGUUAAGUUCGUUUGUAUGGGUGGUGCAGCUAAAAGAAUGGAAGACUUUGCUCACUACGUUAUGAAUGAAAUAGACUACAAAUUACCAGUUGGUACAACUUUGUUGGAUCUGACUCAAAAAUCUCAACGUUUUUCUAUGUACAAAGUUGGUCCAGUUUUGUCAGUGAACCAUGGGAUAGGUGUUCCAUCAAUGGGUACUCUUCUUCAUGAAGUUGUUAAAUUGAUGUAUCAUGCUAAGGUAGUAGAUCCAGUAUUCAUUCGAAUUGGAACUUCUGGUGGUAUUGGAGUUGAAGCAGGAACCGUUGUUAUCACUGAAGAUGGAGUUGAUGCAAUGUUAAAUCCAUAUUAUCAACUGCCAAUUCUUGGGAAAAUGGUUCAACGUCCUGCAAAAUUAGAUAAAAAACUAACACAGGAAUUAAAAGCUAUGGUUAAGCAGGAGGAUUCUUUUAAAGUAGUCUGUGGAAAGACAAUGCACGCGGAUGACUUUUACGAAGGUCAAGGCCGACUUGAUGGUGCAUUUUGUGAUUAUACAGAAAAAGAUAAAAUUGAUUAUUUACGUCGUCUGCAAAAAGCAGGCGUAGUAAAUAUUGAGAUGGAAGCAUCUGCAUUUGCGGCUUUCACAUAUCAUGCAGGUAUCCGAGCUGCUAUUGUGUGCGUUACGUUUUUGGACAGGCUAAAAGGCGAUCAGGUAACAACUCCAAAAACGGUAUUAGAAGAAUGGCAAAAGAGACCUCAAAUCAUCGUAGCUCGAUAUAUAAAAAAAUCACUUCAAAAUAAAGAUUUCAAAGGUUUUUGAUUAAUUUAAAAAACAAUAAUUAUACUAGAGUAUUAAAGCUUCAAUUUUUUUUGAAGAGAUUCAUUUCAAACUUUUUAUUA